Molecule: messenger RNA, 738 nt
Organism: Colletotrichum destructivum
Lineage: Eukaryota; Fungi; Ascomycota; Sordariomycetes; Glomerellales; Glomerellaceae
Exons: 4
Coding region: 1-738 (245 amino acids)
Source: RefSeq, a predicted model, not a curated record
AUGAGCCACGCAAGUCACUUCUUGGCCAUUGGUUUCGGUUUCUUUGGCGGCACCCUCGCGGUUCCCAACAAUCACCCAAAUGUCUUCCCCAAAACCUGUCCGCCACAUCGGGAUCCCUCCACCGUACGCACCCACCUGCCCGCCACCUUCCUCAGUGCUAUCCUGCGUAUCCUCUCAGACAAGUCCUUCUUCGUUUCCGGAAGGGCCACCGUCAGAAAGCCGCGCAAAACCAGCGUCACCUGGAACAUCCAUCUCAAGCUACUUCCCUUCUACACCGGCAACGAUUUCGAAAGGAAGCGGGGCGGAUCUUUCUUAAGCCGGAACCUCGAUGAGUACAAAGCCCUCACCGAAGAAAUCGAGGCAGCAAAGCUAAGAUCAAUGCACGUUCCUGCAUCGUCCGAGAUGAACGCCGCACAACCUGUACUGAAGGAAUCGCGGCUCAAACCACCACCGACUCUCAUCACGGAUGAAGAAACAAGGACCAUUCUGCUGCAAAAUACGAGGGGACUGGGAGAGCUGCAGAACUCGGCCCUUGAUACCAUAUGCCAGCUCAAGUUCCCCGAGAUCUGCUUCGUCGACUUGACCGAGGUGGAGAGGAUGACGCAGGAAGAUUACACUCCUCGCGUGGCGAUUCUCCUCUCCAUAAUUGGGAUCAAGACCGUCUUUCUGCAACAACCAAUUGGUGCUAUGCGUCGUGGAACACUGCGGAUGUGUCGCUGCCUCGAUCAAGCUGAGUGA